Molecule: messenger RNA, 2415 nt
Organism: Periophthalmus magnuspinnatus
Lineage: Eukaryota; Metazoa; Chordata; Actinopteri; Gobiiformes; Gobiidae
Product: protein S100-B-like
Exons: 3
Coding region: 47-343 (98 amino acids)
Biological process (GO): positive regulation of canonical NF-kappaB signal transduction; positive regulation of cell population proliferation
Cellular component (GO): cytoplasm; nucleus
Molecular function (GO): S100 protein binding; RAGE receptor binding; transition metal ion binding
Source: RefSeq, a predicted model, not a curated record
GGGUGAGGCGUCAGAGGCAGAAGGAGCAGAGACAGAGCAGCUUGAAAUGGAGGCGUCAGUGGAUGACAUGUCGGAGCUGGAGAACGGGAUGGUGACAAUUAUUAGAGCUUUCCACAAAUAUUCCGGACACAAGUGCAAAUUGAAGAAGGCGGAGCUUAAGGAACUGAUCAACAACGAGAUGAACCACUUCAUACAGAAAAUCCAUGAGAACGAGACCCUGGACCAGCUGUUCACAGACCUGGACCAGAACGGAGACUUAGAGAUCGACUUCCCAGAGUUUAUCACUCUGAUCGCCAUGGUGACAUCCGCCUGCCAUGAGCUCUUUGUGCCCAACUACCACUAAACUAGACAGUCAUUUAGACUUUAAAGCUACUAUCUGCAACUUUAUCCCCUCGCCUCUCACCUCACCUCACCUGGCCCCUCCCUUCACCUGGCUCUUCCCCUCACCUGGCCCCUCUCCUCACCUGGUUCCUCCCCUCACCUGGUUCCUCCCCUCACCUGGUUCCUCCCCUCACCUGGUUCCUCCUCUCACCUGGUUCCUCCCCUCACCUGGCUCCUCCCCUCACCUGGCUCCUCCCCUCACCUGGCUCCUCCCCUCACCUGGCUCCUCCCCUCACCUGGCGUUUGUUCAAACUCUGUGUUCUCUGGUCUUCACUAUCAGACAGCAGUAAUGUGGACAGCAUGUGGUAAAGUAUGAGAACGGGGCCAAUUUAAUAACAGAUGGUAGCUUUAAAAAUCUCUUGGCUUCAGAGACAUGAAAAACUUUUAAAAAUUAAAGAUGUUGCCAUAAAAGUGUUUUAUAUGGCAUUGGUUGGGUUCACGUUGCAUAAAUUGAAAAUAAAACUGGCGCAAAUUCAGACCUGAAUGCUGUGAUAUCACAUAAUAUUUUGACAUUUUUAGCAUCUAGUGAAGGGUCUGCCACCUGCUCGUCUCCAUGGAGAUGCUAUUGCUUUGUUUGGAAUGUUCCACAGUACAGCAUUAAACUGUUUAUUCAGUUGCAUGUGGUUUCAUCGGAACUUGUGGUUUCAUGGUCUGGUGACAUCACUUGGAAACUUCAUGAAGAUAGAUCAGUUUAAUGCCAUGCUGUGGAACAUUCCGGGUAAAGCAAUAACAUUUCCCUUACAAAGUUACACAGUGCACCUUUAAGGGAUGGAUUAUGAAUGGAGCAACUUUUAUCUCUUGUUUUGAAUGCUCUACCUGAACAGAAACAACACAUUCUCCACAUUCUCUCCAUUCUCAGAACCAGAUUAAAAGCAGUUUUGUUUUGAACUUCUGUUUGUCAGCUCCACAUAACAAGUUUUACUGCACAGUGUCAAGAUUCAAGACCAAACCAGUUCUGUUUAUCUUUCAAUAAAAGUUAAUAUUUUCUUUUGCAUUCAUUUCACGUUCAACCAGUCCGAGACAUAGAAAUGAUAAAACACAAUGUAUUAAUUAACAUGAAAGGUGCAGUAUCCAACAGGACUGAACACGAUUGAUCACCUAACUGCUUGUUUAUAUCUUCAACUGUCAGAACGUUUAUGGAUCAUUUAUAACCAGUGGUGGACGGUAAUAAAGUAAAAGUAGUAAAGUGCAGGUACCUAAAAAUUCUACUAAAGUACAUUUUUACAGUGGAUAUUUUGUCCUUUUACUUCACUACAUUUGAGAGCAGUAUCUGUACUUUCUACUCCACUACAUCUUUUAACUGGACUGAAAAGUAAAAAGUACUUUUCAUAUGCUUUGGGAGGUUAUUUUCCACAUUCUGAAAUAACUUUUCGAGUUCAAGCUUUGGCUUCGAGCAAACAAAAAUACACAAAAUUCAUUAAAAAACAUUAAGAAAUUGAUUCAUGUUGCUACUGUCGACCAAAAUAUGUCUUAUUUUAAUCAAUAUCACUGCAUUUGCUCUUUAACAAAUUCACAACACUUAUGUGAAAUACUUUCUCUUAAAGUACAUUUUUAAAUGGGAACUUAAACACUUUUACUUAGAUUUUAUUCACGUGAUACUUUUACUUGAGUCAUUUUUAGCUCUGGAUCUGUACUUAUACUUAAGUAUCAUAACUGAGUACUUCAUCCACCACUGUUUAUAACUUUAAACUUGUUACUGUGUGAAAAUAUAGCCCUGAACAUUAUUAUUUCAGUGCAACUUUGCUGUUUUUUAAUGAUUUUUACGAAUUCUGUCUCGAUAUCGCCUUAUCAUUCCACACGACAGAUGGAACAAUCAUUUUUGUGGGUCAGUGUUUACCAUGGGACUUUUUCUUUUUACCAGUGGGAACAUUUGUUAUUUUUCUGAACUAUGAUCAAAUCUGAGCUGUAGAAGUUUGAAUUAUGAACUUCUAUGGCUCAUUAUAGAUACAGACCAACUAAAGUGUUGUUUUCUGCUGUUUAUUUAUUGCGGUUCAUAUUUUUUAACAAUAUUGUGCAUUUAGAAUAGUUUUUUGG